AUAAGCAUAUAGUUCAUGUACAGCGAAGAACGACCAACGAAGACAGCAUUCCGUAGUGAUUCGGCAAUCCUGGAGAACUGCAGUCUGCUUGCAUUCAGAUGCCAAGUGAGGGCAACCCGACAAAUUGCACCAGUAAGCUUGGACGCUUGCAAGGACCCACACUGCAAAUUUCAACAAUUCGACGACGGUCUGCAACCAUUAAAAGCAUAUCAGUGGGAAUAUUCGGGGGAAAAUGGACCAGAAAACUGGCGAGGAAUAUGUACAACGGGACAAAAACAAUCGCCGAUUAAUAUCGUAACGAAAGAUGUAAUAAUAAUUGAUCUCGGUGCUCUUAAAUUUAACCGAUAUGAUGUCGCGUUUCCUGCCACAUUUACCAAUAAUGGGCAUUCUGUGGAAAUUCGAGUAAAUGGUAUGCCACCUUUUCUUAGUGACGGAAAUCUGACAAUGUUUUAUGAUCUAGAGCAAAUGCAUUUUCAUUGGAGCGCAGAGCAUACUGUGGACGGUUUACGCGACACAUUGGAAUUGCAUUUAGUGCAUUACAUGAGAAAUUAUGGGAAUGUUAGCGUAGCUGCGCGUUAUACAAACGGAAUUGCUGUGGUUGCCGUUCUAUUUGAGUUGAGCACUGAUGAUAAUCUGGAUCUCUUGCCGAUUGUACAAGCGACGAAGAUAGUAUCGAAUCAGACUGAAAAGAGAAUACACAUGAGACAUAAAGUAAAACCUUUAUCGUUUCUACCAAAGAAUCAUAUGACGUAUUACCAUUACGAGGGAUCUUUAACUACACCCUUAUGCCAAGAAUCUGUAUUGUGGUUUGUUAUGACUGAGAAACUUAAAGUUUCGGAAGCGCAGAUGAACGUUUUCAGACAAGUGAAAGGCAGCCAUGGCCCGUUAAAGUUUAAUUAUAGACCUAUUCAAAAUCUCGGCAACAGAAAAGUCAUCGCAUAUCAUCAUAUAGAAAAAGAUGUAAACUCGUCCUCGAGUGUUGUCUCGAAUGUCUAUCUGGUUCUCAAUAUUCUUCUAGUCAAACUUUUAUGUGACUUUUACUACUUUUAAUAUGAAAUAAUUAAGCGCUAAGCCAGAUUGAUGUUACUUGCAACGCGCUGUGACAAUUCUGAGAUUACUUAUUGCACUGUUUUGAAGAACGAGACAUGUAUAAUUUAUUUUCCUCAAAAAACUUGUUUUCAGAAAAUAAAUAGCACAGUUACAUGACACAGAGAUUUAUAUUAUAAAAGGUAUUUUUGUUUAAUUUACGAAAUAUAUUGAAAAAAGAAACGUUUUUUUACUUUUAAACAGUUUUAUUCUUUUAAAUUCUUUUAGCAGCAACUGAAAACUUUUAAAUUCUUAUAUUUACCUCUUCUACAUUUAUGCCAAGUUCUAUGAAAAUCUGAAUUUUCAGGUUCACAAAGUUCUCUUGUUGGAAAUUUGUUAGAAAAUUAUAUCUGCAUUAUAGUAAAUAUUGAAUAAUGGAGAAAAAUAAUGGAAUAAAAUGUAUUCGAAUUA
This is a messenger RNA of Monomorium pharaonis (pharaoh ant), 1497 nucleotides long. RefSeq names its product putative carbonic anhydrase 3. Gene Ontology annotation, molecular function: zinc ion binding; carbonate dehydratase activity. Bases 16 to 1050 code for a protein of 344 amino acids. Gene Ontology annotation, cellular component: cytoplasm. The transcript has 6 exons. NCBI's taxonomy places the organism in Eukaryota, Metazoa, Arthropoda, Insecta, Hymenoptera, Formicidae. The record is from RefSeq and is a predicted model, not a curated record.